AAACAAUAAUCAAUCAUCUCCGUUAAAAUAGCCUCAAAACCUAAUCUUUUUUUUCACUUUCUUUGCCAUUCAUUCCUAUCAUGCUUUCUCCAUUUUCUGCCCACCAUGAACAAGCAUCCCAGGUGGUGGUGAAGUUGUUCUAUCACCGUAGAAAGUGAUUUUCACAGUCAUACAUCAUUUUCUGCACAUGUCUUUUUUUAUGUAGGAUGGUAUUGAGCCUGCAAUACAUAGGGUCUGCUAGAUUAAUGCUGUUAUGGCUUUUGAAGAUGGUUCCAAAAAGGAGAUACAGAAAGUUGGUCUUGAAAUCUCCAACCGUUUUCCUCUUACAAGGACUACUCUUGCAUCUAUGGAGUCCUUGUCUUUGCCAGUGGUUCAGGAAGUUGUUCUUUCUGCUGAUAUGCAAUGUGAGAAGUGCCAGAAGAGGGUAGCUGAUAUUAUUGCUAAAAUGAAUGAAACGGAGUCAGUGGUGGUGAAUGUGUUGGAAAAAAAGGUGGUGCUUACUUUUAGAUUAACAACUAUUGGUAAAGUAGUCUCUCAACAAAUUACUCCUCUCCCUAAAGUUGCAAUUAUCAAAAGGAUAUUUCGUUUUUCACGGAGCUAAGUAUCGCUUUCAAGAGACCCACAUGAGCAUAAGAUUUUUGUAAUUUGAUUUCCCCAUGUACAGCAAAAAUUUACUGCAUUUAUGAUUGAAUUUCUUUUGUAAUUGCCUCUCACUGAAUCAGCCUUGUUGAGAUACGGACAUUCCAAGUGA
Messenger RNA from Vigna unguiculata (cowpea), 751 nucleotides. RefSeq lists its product as uncharacterized. NCBI's taxonomy places the organism in Eukaryota, Viridiplantae, Streptophyta, Magnoliopsida, Fabales, Fabaceae. Gene Ontology annotation, molecular function: metal ion binding. The record is from RefSeq and is a predicted model, not a curated record.